Molecule: messenger RNA, 1998 nt
Organism: Rana temporaria (common frog)
Lineage: Eukaryota; Metazoa; Chordata; Amphibia; Anura; Ranidae
Exons: 2
Coding region: 168-1805 (545 amino acids)
Source: RefSeq, a predicted model, not a curated record
GGGGAUUUCCUCUGCUAGUUUCACUUCACAGAUGUUGAUACAACUUGGCUGUUUUCUGGGACAGAUCUCGUCACUUCUAUCCUUACAUUACCCCGGACAGUCCGGAGAAGGAACGUUUUCCUGCGCAGCCCACCUACAGCCGCAGAACGGAUCACCACCAAUAGAAGAUGUCCCCAACAAGGACAGACAGAUAUGAGAGGAUGACCCUGAAAAUAAGGAUAAACGAGAAGACAAUUGAAAUCGAAGCAGAGCCAGAUGAUUGCUCUUUCUAUACGAUCCUUAAUGACUACCCAGAAAAAGAAGAAUUGAAGAAAUUCGAUAGGUUCACCCUGGACACGGGUACUGAGAAGAUACCUGGAAGGGUCAUUAAAGGAAACAUGCAUUUUAAUGACAUGUCAACUACAGGGAAUAUUAUUUUUGUAGAAAAUUACCCAACCAACAUAAUAGGAUGGCACCAACUUAAAGAUAUGGGGCUCCUGAAAGCUAACAAAAACAGACAGCAUGUCGUCGAUGUACCCCCAGUGGUUAUUAGUGAUGAGGCAAAGCCAGGCUAUGCGCAAGAGGGAUAUUUGAAAUGGCACCUGAUUGGUGAUGCAAAAACGGUGAUAGCAAGCUGGGUGAGGAGGGGAAUAAUUGAGAGAUGCAGCAGUGAUUAUAACUCAUCUGUUAGGCUUGCUCUGAAGCCCAAUGAGAAGGUCAAAAUUAUAUUUGAUUAUUCUCAUUUAAAUAGUUGUAUAAUACCAAUGCCUUCCAGAUGGGAGCUGGACAGACAUAAAGUGAUCGCAAGUGUACCACUGGGUAACUUUUAUUCUGUAAUAAAGUUGUACUAUGGGGAAUGGCAGAUUCCUUUAGACACAAACAGCAAGUACAAAACCGCCUUCACCUUUCUAGGCCAGCAGUAUGUCUGGAAUCGUCUGCCUGGAAAAUUUCGGAAUAAAAAUGCCAUACUUAGCAAAACUCUCGGACAGAUACUAAAUAAACUGCCCCAAAAUGUCAGAAAACAUGUCAGCUAUUUCGUAGACAAGAUGCUAAUAUCUGCAGAUACCAAAAAAGAAUGUGGCCACUUCACAAACCUGCUCAGGAGCCACCUGAAGGACAAUGGCUUUGAAAUGCAAGAAACGGACACGGACGAUCAGAUUUGCCUGCCUCAAGUUGAAUAUUUAGGAAGAGAAGUAUUUCCAGAGGGAAUUCGACUUGGUGAAAGCUACCUACAGAAAGUACAAAAGAUUGGACCACCAAGAAGUGCUAAAGGGUUAAAGUCAAUCCUUGCAACGUUAGAAGAUGCAAGAAGAUUUACCUCAGGAUUUGGUGUUUACACGGCCGAUUUAUAUAAAUUACUAAAUAAAACUGAGAUUUGGUCUUGGCGUGGUAGGCACCAGAGUCUACUGAAUGCGUUGAUACGUCAAAUCUUGAAAAACAGGUCAGUAGUCCCUGGACUGAGAGAAGGCGACCCAUGCAUUGUUCAAGUUUUUGUCAUACCCAAUGAUUCCUGGAUGGCAGAGGUCUUCAAUGCUGCUGGGAAGCGCUACUUAAGUGCAAGUGGCACAAUUAAACCCGUAAAAAAACAAGAGACAUUAGGAAUGAAGGAGCUGAAAGCCAUGAAAGAAGCUUGGAAAACAAUCAGCAGUGAAAUGAAAGGCAGAGAGAUUAUAUGGGAAGUGGAAAGUCCAGAAGUAGAAGACCCAAGCAGUGUUGAACUACACAAAAGCCUAGACCUGUCCUGCCUUACUCCACCCCAACAUAAAAUCAAAGUGGUCCCUUCCAGUGGUCGGCUACUUCCAAUUAAGUGGCCAGUGCAUGUUUGAAAAUAGAGCCUACCUUUUACGGAUUGUCUCCGUCUUACUAUUGCCUUUUUGCCCAUAAACAAGAGGAGGACCUCUGUUCGGUCCUUUGGACGACUGUAAUGUCCUUUUUAGUCCAAUGGCCCCUAGUUGAGAGGCCUUUUUUUUUUUUAAACAAAGGGGCAGAUUCAGGUAGAAGUGCGGCGGCGUAACGUAU